AUGACGGCCGAUGACAAAGCGAUGCUGGCACACAGCCAGGCCCAACCCACGAGCCGGAGAACCGUGCGACGCAGGUUCAUCGUUAUCGGGGCGAUCGCCAUGGUUCUCGUGAUUGCUUUGGCCGUUGGCCUGGGAAUUGGUUUGACCGUGGGCCGGCCCACUGGUAACUCGGACUCCUCCGGCUCAGCCGCUUCAGCAACUCCCAUCUCCGGUGCCGACUCUGAGGUGCCCGCCUCGGUUUGGAAGCCAACAAGCGGUUUGACCUGGAACUACAAUCUACACGCUGCGGUGCAAGACACCUCCAACCAGGGAAUCGAUGUCUGGGACAUUGACCUCGUCGACAACAGCGCUUCAACCAUCAAAGCCUUGCAAGACCAAGGUAGCAAAGUCAUCUGCUACUUCUCCGCUGGCAGUUAUGAAGACUGGCGACCGGAUAAGGGAGAGUUCCAGGAUUCAGACCUUGGCCACGACCUUGAUGGCUGGCCGGGCGAAAAAUGGCUCAAUAUCAAUAGCGACAACGUACGCAGGAUCAUGGAGGCUCGUCUCGACAUGGCGGUGGAUAAGAAAUGUGAUGGAGUGGAUCCCGACAAUAUCGACGGCUUCGACAACGAUAACGGUCUCGAUCUGACGGCUCAAGACUCGGUCAACUACAUUGCCUUCCUCGCCAAAGCCGCACACAAUCGAAACCUCUCGAUUGGCCUGAAGAAUGCGGGGUCCAUCAUACCCGACGUCCUCGACGUGGUACAGUUCAGCGUCAAUGAGCAAUGUCUCCAGUACGACGAGUGUGACACGUUCAGGGCGUUCAUUGACCAGGACAAGCCCGUUUUCCACGUUGAAUACCCCAAGGGUGACGAUACCAACAACAACCUGUCAGUCUCGACGUCAAGGUUUGACGAUAUCUGCGAUGCUUCCUCUGCGCAAGGCUUCUCCACCAUCAUAAAAAAUAUGGAUCUUGAUGCAUGGACCCAAGAGUGUCCCAAGUCCUAA
Messenger RNA from Cyphellophora europaea CBS 101466, 987 nucleotides. RefSeq lists its product as uncharacterized. The record is from RefSeq and is a predicted model, not a curated record. The transcript has a single exon. The coding region runs from base 1 to 987 and encodes 328 amino acids. NCBI's taxonomy places the organism in Eukaryota, Fungi, Ascomycota, Eurotiomycetes, Chaetothyriales, Cyphellophoraceae.